Molecule: messenger RNA, 447 nt
Organism: Trichosporon asahii var. asahii CBS 2479
Lineage: Eukaryota; Fungi; Basidiomycota; Tremellomycetes; Trichosporonales; Trichosporonaceae
Exons: 2
Coding region: 1-447 (148 amino acids)
Source: RefSeq, a predicted model, not a curated record
AUGACACGGCAGCCUUCUCGUCCAGCCGCUGGCGCUCAGUCAUCGCAAACUGAUGCUAUGGGAAGUAUUACCGCCCUGGUUGUGAGCGUUCCCAGUUGCUCUGCUGACGCUAGGACUCUCUGGAAAGGGAAAGAGGCGCGAUUCAGUACGUUCACGCUCGUCAGCGUCCGCUCAGAUAUGCGUCCCGUUUCCUCGUCCACGCCGCCACCCGUCGCCAAGCCCGCCAGCCCCGUCGAUAUCCCUGCACAAAAAGGCGCCCCAGCGCAACAUCCCGAAGUCAUCUCGGCGAGCAACUCUAAGGCACGCGAAGAAGUCCUCCAGCUUGCGCAAGACUGUCAGGAAGCAAUGAAGGAAGCCCGGCCCCCCACCGAUGCCGAAUACCAGGCUGUCACGACCUCGCUGAAGCAGCUUAUCGACUCCCUCCGAGCUUCACCGAAACCCCGGUGA